This is a messenger RNA of Kuraishia capsulata CBS 1993, 276 nucleotides long. RefSeq lists its product as uncharacterized. The transcript has a single exon. The record is from RefSeq and is a predicted model, not a curated record. Lineage: Eukaryota; Fungi; Ascomycota; Pichiomycetes; Pichiales; Pichiaceae. The coding region runs from base 1 to 276 and encodes 91 amino acids.
AUGUCAGGCAAGAAACUGGAACUCCCAUCAAAACCGGUAUCCCGAGCCUAUAGGCCCGUUAACGGGUUCAAUAGAGAUGAGGUGGCCCAAUUCUUGAAAGAAAGGUACGACCGUGUGUACCAGAAGUCCGUUUCGCUGAAAAGAGACCCAAGCGCCUCAGUCAAAGUGUUGAAGGUGUCAAAUGGUGACUCGUGGACAACCGGGAAGUUUUCCAAUGGAAAGGGUGUGAAGAAUCGGGAUUUGCUGGGUGAAUUGACUAGAAAGUUGGAACACUAA